Messenger RNA from Mastomys coucha (southern multimammate mouse), 4878 nucleotides. RefSeq names its product myotubularin related protein 4 (gene Mtmr4). The record is from RefSeq and is a predicted model, not a curated record. NCBI's taxonomy places the organism in Eukaryota, Metazoa, Chordata, Mammalia, Rodentia, Muridae. The coding region runs from base 326 to 3943 and encodes 1205 amino acids. Gene Ontology annotation, biological process: regulation of autophagy; dephosphorylation. Gene Ontology annotation, molecular function: metal ion binding; phosphatidylinositol-3,5-bisphosphate 3-phosphatase activity; protein phosphatase binding. The transcript has 18 exons.
UUGCGGGAGGAGCGACAGCGGAGGGCGGGGUCCGGGAGCCUCUCUGCCUCCGCCUUCGCCUCCUCCUCCCCGGCGGCGUCCUGGACGCUCCCUGAGCUCCCCUCCCUUCUUAGCUCUUGCUGGAGGGCGGAGCCGGGCCCGCUCCAUUGUGGAGAGGAGGGGAGAGGUGCGCGGGAGCAGAGCCUGGGUCCUGGCGCCAGGGCGCUCGCUUCUGGCCGCGGCUGCAUCAGGCGGGCCCCGCAGCCGGGAUGCAGCGGGCGCCCGGGGCUGGCGGGCAGCGCAGCGGCUCCGGGGACAUGUGUGCUGGUCUAGACAGCCCGCGACCAUGAGCCUGACCGCCCGCGUCUCCUGCUCCAUGCUUAGCUGCUUCGGUGAGGAGGGCCCCCCCAGCCUGGAGUACAUCCAAGCCAAGGAUCUGUUCCCCCCCAAGGAACUGGUGAAGGAAGAGGAGAAUCUUCAGGUACCCUUCACAGUGCUGCAGGGUGAGGGAGUGGAAUUCCUGGGCCGGGCAGCUGAUGCCCUCAUUGCCAUCUCUAACUACCGGCUGCAUAUCAAGUUCAAAGACUCUGUCAUCAACGUGCCCCUCCGGAUGAUUGACAGUGUGGAAAGCCGUGAUAUGUUUCAGUUGCACAUUGCCUGCAAGGACUCCAAAGUGGUGAGGUGCCACUUCUCCACUUUUAAGCAGUGCCAAGAGUGGCUCUCAAGGCUCAGCCGGGCCACAGCAAGACCUGCCAAGCCCGAGGAUCUCUUUGCCUUUGCCUACCAUGCCUGGUGCCUGGGGCUAACGGAGGAGGAUCAGCAUACCCACCUGUGUCAGCCAGGAGAGCACAUCCGAUGUCGACAGGAGGCAGAGCUUGCAAGGAUGGGUUUUGACCUGCAGAAUGUCUGGAGAGUCUCGCAUAUCAACAGCAAUUACAAGUUGUGCCCUAGUUACCCCCAGAAGCUGCUGGUUCCUGUGUGGAUCACAGAUAAAGAGCUGGAGAACGUGGCUUCUUUCCGCUCUUGGAAACGCAUCCCUGUUGUGGUAUACAGACACCUGCGCAACGGGGCUGCCAUUGCCCGCUGUAGCCAGCCUGAGAUCAGCUGGUGGGGCUGGCGCAAUGCUGAUGAUGAAUACCUUGUCACGUCCAUUGCCAAAGCCUGCGCCUUAGACCCAGGGACAAGGACCAGUGGGGGCUCCCUCAGCACUGGGACUAAUGAUGCCAGUGAAGCAUGCGACACGGAUUUCGAUUCUUCUCUGACUGCUUGCUCUGGGGGAGAGAGCACAGCAGCCCCGCAAAAACUGCUGAUCCUGGAUGCACGGUCCUACACAGCAGCGGUGGCUAACCGGGCCAAGGGUGGAGGCUGUGAAUGUGAAGAAUACUAUCCGAACUGUGAGGUUGUGUUUAUGGGAAUGGCCAACAUCCAUGCCAUCCGGAAUAGCUUCCAGUACCUCCGGGCUGUGUGUAGCCAGAUGCCAGAUCCCAGCAACUGGUUGUCGGCCCUGGAGAGUACCAAAUGGCUGCAGCACUUGUCAGUGAUGCUAAAAGCUGCUGUGUUGGUAGCCAAUACAGUAGAUCGGGAAGGCCGGCCUGUACUGGUGCACUGCUCUGACGGCUGGGACCGUACGCCACAGAUUGUAGCCUUGGCCAAAAUACUACUGGAUCCAUAUUACAGGACUCUGGAGGGCUUCCAAGUGUUGGUAGAGUCUGAUUGGCUGGAUUUUGGGCACAAGUUUGGAGAUCGCUGUGGCCAUCAGGAAAAUGCAGAGGACCAAAAUGAACAGUGUCCUGUGUUCCUCCAGUGGCUUGAUUCUGUGCAUCAGCUGCUUAAGCAGUUCCCCUGCCUGUUUGAGUUCAAUGAAGCAUUUCUGGUAAAACUGGUGCAGCACACAUACUCCUGUCUCUACGGCACAUUCCUGGCCAACAACCCCUGCGAGCGAGAGAAGCGCAACAUCUAUAAACGGACAUGCUCCGUGUGGGCACUACUGCGAGCUGGCAACAAGAACUUUCAUAACUUCCUCUAUACACCUGGUUCCGACAUGGUCCUGCAUCCUGUGUGUCAUGUCCGGGCCCUGCACCUCUGGACAGCUGUUUAUCUGCCUGCAUCAUCUCCGUGCACCCUUGGGGAGGAAAAUAUGGAUCUUUACCUUUCCCCAGUGGCUCAGAGCCAGGAGUUUUCUGGUCGUUCUCUGGACAGGUUACCUAAAACCAGAUCUAUGGAUGAUCUUCUCUCUGCUUGUGAUACAAGCAGCCCCCUCACUCGUACUUCCAGUGACCCUAACCUGAAUAACCACUGUCAGGAGGUCAGAGGCAGCCUGGAACCCUGGCACAGCAGUCCUGAAGGAGCAGAGACAGUUGUAGAAUCUGGAGUCGGAAGCCCACAGCUGACUGUGGGAGACGUGGGCCUUCCUCCUCCUUUGCCCAGUAGCCAGAAAGACUACUUGAGCAAUAAACCUUUCAAGGGUCACAAAAGUUGUUCUCUUAGUUAUAAGUUGCUUAAUACUUCUGUGUCCUGGGAAAUGAAGAACAACACCUCUGAGAUCAAAGUCCUAGAAGAAACUGAAGCACUGUCUCUGGACCCUCCAGCCCAAGAGGAGCAGGGUAGGACUUCUAAUGGCUUAGGGAAGCCACCUGAACAGUUUCCAGAGAAGGAAGCUGUCAGCUUGCUCUCCAGUGUCUCCAGCAAGUGUGGUGAAGCCUAUGAUUUCCCUGAGCCUCCCCAGGAUCCCAUUCCAGGUACUCCCCAACAGCCUCAUCUAGACUCCAUGCAGGCAGUGCCCACAAGAUGUACUCCAGAUCACAGUCAGGGCAGCCUUUGCCACCCACCAAAUGUGGCCAGCCAAACUCCUCCAGAGCCAAAUACUGACCUUCUCAGCCAAGAUCCCCCUGGGUCUACGGGAAGUAUCUCCCACCAGGAACAACCUAGCUCUGUGCCGGAUCUGAUCUACAAGAAGGAAGAUGCUGGCAAGAGAGGAAGUAAGAAUGGGCAGUUGUUGGAAAAUCCUCGCUUUGGGAAAAUGCCAUUGGAGUUGGCCCGAAAGCCAAUUUCUCAGAGCCAGAUCAGUGAGUUCUCAUUUUUAGGGUCAAACUGGGACAGCUUCCAAGGGAUGAUGACUUCAUUCCCAAGUGGAGAGACCACUCCUCGGCGACUGCUUGCUUAUGGCUGUUGUAGCAAGAGGCCGAGCAAUAAGCAUAUUCGAGCUGCAGGGCCCUGCUUUGGGGGCCAAUGGGCUCAGAGAGAAGGGAUGAAAUCACCCGUCUGUUCUAGUCAUUCCAAUGGACACUGUACAGGCCCAGGAGGAAAGAACAACCGGAUGUGGUUUUCCAGUCAUCCAAAGCAAGUCUCCAGCACAAAGCCUUCUCUUCUGAGCUGCCCUUCUCCAGUGCCUCCUCUCUACUUGGAUGAUGAUGGACUCCCCUUUCCCACGGAUGUGAUCCAACAUAGGCUACGGCAGAUCGAAGCAGGGUACAAGCAAGAGGUAGAACAGUUACGUCGGCAGGUUCGAGAGCUUCAGAUGAGGCUAGACAUUCGUCACUGCUGUGCCCCUCCAGCAGAACCUCCCAUGGACUAUGAGGAUGACUUUACGUGUUUGAAGGAGUCAGAUGGCAGUGACACUGAAGACUUUGGCUCUGAACACAGUGAAGACUGCCUUUCAGAAGCAAGCUGGGAACCCGUCGAUAAGAAGGAGACCGAGGUGACUCGCUGGGUUCCAGACCACAUGGCGUCACACUGCUAUAACUGUGACUGUGAAUUCUGGUUGGCCAAACGAAGACAUCAUUGCAGAAAUUGUGGGAACGUAUUUUGUGCUGGAUGCUGCCACCUUAAGCUGCCCAUUCCUGAUCAGCAACUCUAUGACCCAGUUCUCGUCUGUAACUCAUGUUACGAACACAUCCAAGUAUCUCGUGCCAGGGAACUCAUGAGCCAACAUCUGAAGAAACCCAUUGCCACGGCUUCCAGUUGAAUGCCAGAGGAGAUGAUCUGUCCAUUUUUAGCAGGUUUGAAGGGAGGAUCUGCUUCAGGUGUAGUUUGGAAGGUUCCAUGGUAUGGCUCAUGAACACAGAGCUCAAAGAUACCGUCUUGAGAAAUCCUCCUUGGUACUUUGGUACCAUGUGACCGGAGCAGAGGAAUUUGAAUUUGGCAGGAGAUUUUUCUACCGAAGAGACCCUCACUUUGGGGUAAAGGUCCUGAUCCAGACCAGAGUCUGGAAGUUUCACACUGAGUCGGUGACUCCAGCUUCUAUCUCCUGGAGGUCCCAAGAUGAUGAUUCUUAAAUACUGCCUGGUGCACAGUGCCCAAACAGCAAUAGAAAGACAUACUUAUAACCAAACUCCAAGUGUUAGUGAGACCCAUCUCUCCUCUCCUUUGAAAAGAGCAGAUCAUAGUCUACGAGAUAGGAAUUCCCAUCCUAUUUGAGCUGAACUCUCUUCUGUACCUCUGUGCUCUGUGUCUGUGCAUGAAGGCUCAGUCCUUAGAGGCACUCCCUCUAGCUGAUUAGCACUGUCUUCUGUGGAGUUUGCUUCAGAGACUGGUUUGGCAAAUUGAGAUUUGGAUGCAGUUUUCAGCUGGCUCCUUGGCUAGCAUCAGUGAACAUCCAGUUUCAGAGGGACAGUUCUGAGAUUAAGACACUUGGAAACAGAACAACUCUGGUGAUGCUUAGUCUUGUAAGGAUCAGUUAUUCUGAGCUGUGAACAGAGUUGUCACUAUUACGCAGUGGCUGCUCCCGAGGUACGCACUGUGAAGAGUGAGAAGGGAAAAGCAAGAUUAUCCUUGUGAAACUCUGCUGACUGUGCCCUGCCCUUUGCACCUGACUUUUCCUAGUUGUCCUGGUGCUAACAUGGGAGCUACACCUUGAUCCUCUCCUGGCAUGAAAAUAAAGGAUUUUGUUGUUCCACUGCC